CAGAACGAUACAGUAUUGGAAAGAUCGAACUGUCUCCAGCCCGUACCCUAUAUAAAAUUUUGCAGUGAUAAGAUAAGAUCUACAGGCUACUCAAACCCCUUCACCCCAGGCACAUACCCUCUCUAUUGAAAUACAUUAAUAUUAUCCACCCUCAGUACUUGCUCAAACCUGACAUAAGACAACUACACAUCCUCUACCACGCAAAGCCACCUUCCCAUCAUAACUACAAUUAUUUAUUUGUUUCUAUUUUCUACCAAACAACUAUUCCAGGUAAACCCCAGUACACCCUAAGCCUCCUAUCUAUACAAUCCCUCCACCACUAACACUACUCCAGACUUCAUGAUGUGUCGCAUGAUCACGCUCCAUUUCGGCUGCCUCCACAUCCGCGAACACACCUGUCCCUCCAGUCAGGCGUGCAACACCCUCGACCUAGGCUCUCCCGAGGCCAUCAGCCACGAGACCGUUUACCGCUUCGUUCGCAUCAAUUCCGAGUGCUGGGAUUGCGCUGGCAACAGGGCUAAAAGGCUUAAAACCAAUCCGUAUGACUUGUUCGGGACCGGCUGUGGCGAGGAACAGGACGGUGAAAACGACUCUGAGGCUAUGGCUAUUGUGAGUUGCUUUUUUUUUUCUCCUCUAAUACCGAGGGCUGACCUGUUGAUGGUUUGCAAUGGUAGGAUGGAUAGUUGCAGUGGUCCGCUAACAGCACUGGCUCAACCCCCCGUUUAAAGUAUGA
Messenger RNA from Tuber aestivum (summer truffle), 733 nucleotides. The record is from the annotation of a GenBank genome assembly. NCBI's taxonomy places the organism in Eukaryota, Fungi, Ascomycota, Pezizomycetes, Pezizales, Tuberaceae.